AUGAAAGGGAAACGCGGCCGUCGCGCCGCAUCCGACGCGCAGUGCGCACUGCCGCCACACGCCGCGCGCGACCACAGCGACACGAGUCGGCCCUGUGCGAAGGAGCUCUUCCGCAUGCUCCACGACGCCAAUGCGCCUGCGCUGGGCGUCUGCCCCGCCGGCCGCGUCACGCUGUGGAACCCCCGCAUGGAGGACAUUACGGGCUUUGAAGCAGAGCGUGUGAUUGGCCAUCCCCUGGCGGAGUUCGUGUACGGCAUGCGACGGAAACAGGAGAUCGUGGAGAUUCUCAAGACCUGUGUGGCCGCUGAGCGACCGGAGCUCGAGCUGCGGCUGCCGCUGCUCACGACCACGGGCCGCAACGCCCAAGUGCUGACCAACAUGACGCCGCUGCUGGCCGAAGACGGCUCGUGUGUCGGCGUCUACGGCGUCGGUCAAGACGUGACCGAGUGGGCGAGUCAGGAGAAGCAGUACGCGACCGUGAUGAUGCAGGCGAACGCGCCCAUCAUUGAGCUCGACAAAGAAGGCAACAUCACUGUGUGGAACUCCAAGACGGCGUCCAUGACGGGGUACGCGAGCGUCGAUAUGGUGGGCGAACCGCUGCUGCCCGUCGUGGACGAGAGUUUCCGCAAGAUUGUGUCGGAGAAGAUCAACCAGGCGCUGACUGGCACGCCAGGAGCUGACUUUGAGCUGCCGCUGAUGACAGCAAGAGGGUCCCGCGUGGAGAUUGUGCUGUGCUUGACGCCGCGGUUUGACACGCUGGGGUCAGUCAUGGGCGUCGUGGCGAUUGGACAGGAUGUGACCGAGAGAAACACGAAAGAGAUGGAGUACAGGAAACUGAUUGAGACGGCGAAUGCGCCGAUCUUUGGCGUCGAUACGAAAGGAAGAGUCGUGAUCUUCAAUGCAAAGGCAGCGCAGAUCAGUGAGUACACGCCAGAAGAGGUCAUGGGCGUCGAUCUCGUUGAUACGCUGAUCUCGGAAGAGUUUCGGCCUGCAGUCGCUGCUGUUUUCCAGAGUGCCUUCCAGGGAACGGAGACGGCAAAUUUUGAGUUCCCGUUGGUCACCAAGACGGGUCGAAAAGUGGAGAUCCUGCUGAACGCAACACCUCGAUAUGAUCAUACAGGUAAACUCGUGGGCGUGGUUGGUAUUGGCCAGGACAUCACCGACCGUAUCAUUCAGGAGAAGGAGUACAGCCGCCUCAUUGACACCGCAAAUGCACCCAUCUUUGGCAUUGACUGCAACUACAAAGUGAUAAUCUGGAACAAGAAGGCAGCCGCAAUCACAGAGUACACGAACGAAGACACUAUCGGCCAGGAGUUGUUCAAGUUCAUAUCCGAGGACUACCGUGAUGCUGUUACGAAAGUGUUUUCUAGAGCGCUCGAAGGGACUGGCACCGCAAACUUUGAUUUCCCACUGAUCACGAAAAGCGGGCGUCGACUUGAAAUUCUGCUGAAUGCAACGCCAAAGUACGACCACUUUGGCAACAUCAGCGGAGCCGUGGGCAUUGGCCAGGACAUUACAGACAGGCGUGCUCAGGAGCAGGAGUACACUCGUCUCAUCGAUACAGCUAACGCGCCGAUCUUCGGUGUGGACGCGAAUGGUUGCGUGAACAUCUGGAACCGAAAAGCCGCUGACACAACCCAGUACUUCAAUGAAGAGGUACUUGGGGCUAACUUGGUCCAGAACUUUAUUCCGGAAGAUUAUCGAGAGGCAGUGUGGACGGUACUCUCGCAAGCACUGGAAGGACAAGAGACGGCGAAUUUCGAGUUCCCGCUGAUCACGAAGGAUGGACGUCGCGUGGAGAUUCUGCUGAAUGCCACACCUCGAUACAACGAAAAAGGUGUUGUAAUUGGCGUCGUCGGUAUCGGACAGGACAUCACCAUUCGAAUGGCUCAGGAGCAGGAGACAAAUCGGCUUAUCCACUCAGCGAAUGCUCCGAUAUUUGGUGUGGAUCAAGAUGGGCGAGUGAACAUUUGGAACCUCAAAGCAGCAGAAAUCACUCAGUAUUCUGCCGAAGAAGUCGUGGGAAAAGACUUGGUCAACCGAUUCGUUGCCGAAGAGUAUAGAGCUACAGUCGAGUUGGAGCUCAAAAGAGCGCUCGAAGGAGAACAGACUAACAAUUUCGAGUUCCCUCUCAUUACUAAGACAGGGAGGCGGGUCGAGAUCUUGCUGAAUGCAACACCCAGAUAUGAUGAGCUCGGACAAAUCUUUGGUGUUGUAGGCAUCGGCCAAGACAUUACGGAACGGAUUGCGCAGGAGCAGGAGCUCAUUCGCUUGAUUGAUACCGCCAACGCCCCGAUUUUUGGCGUUGACUCGAAAGGGCGUGUUGACAUUUGGAACAAAAAGGCUGCCGAGAUUAUGCAGUAUCCGGCCGAUGCCGUCAUGGGCGAGCACCUCGUGGAAAAGUUUAUUACGAAAGAUUACCAGGAGGCAGUGAGCUAUGUGUUAUCGGAAGCCUUGGAUGGUGUUGAAACUGCGAAUUUCGAGUUUCCAUUGAUCACAAAAGCAGGUCGGAGAGUUGAGAUCCUCCUGAAUGCUACGCCACGGUACAAUGAACACGGAGCCGUCAUUGGCAUGGUUGGAAUCGGACAAGAUAUCACGGACCGGAUUGCUCAGGAGCAAGAAUACAUGAGGCUAAUCGAUACUGCCAAUGCACCGAUAUUUGGCGUGGACUCUGACGGGCGUGUCAAUAUAUGGAAUCGCAAAGCAGCUGAUAUUACGCAGUAUACGAACAAGGACGUAUUGGGUAAGGAUCUUGUCGCCGAGUUCAUAUCCGAAGAGUACAAGGUCCCUGUUCGCUACGUGUUGGAGAAAGCCUUUCGAGGCGAAGAGACAGCCAACUUUGAGUUCCCUCUGAUUACAAAAUCCGGUCGUCGGGUCGAAAUUUUGCUGAACGCCACUUCGCGCUAUAAUGAACAAGGCGAGGUCAUGGGCAUGGUCGGAAUCGGCCAAGAUAUCACGGAUAGGAUUGCUCAAGAGAAGGAGUAUAUGCGCUUGAUCGACACGGCCAAUGCGCCGAUCUUUGGCGUCGACUCCAAUGGUUUAGUGAACAUCUGGAAUCGGAAGGCUGCUGACAUUAUGCAGUACACUACUGAAGACGUGUUAGGCGAGGACCUGGUGGCGGAAUUCAUCUCGGAGGAGUACCGCGUCGCUGUCAGACGUGUUUUGGAAAAGGCGUUUGAAGGCGUCGAGACGGCCAACUUUGAGUUUCCGUUGAUCACAAAGGCUGGUCGGCGUGUUGAGAUCUUGCUGAAUGCCACGCCUCGGUACAAUGAGCACGGCGAGGUGAAGGGUAUGGUUGGCAUUGGCCAGGAUAUUACCGAACGCAUUGCACAAGAACAGGAGUACAGCCGUCUGAUAGACACGGCCAAUGCCCCGAUUUUUGGCGUGGAUGCCAACAUGUGCGUGAAUAUCUGGAACCGGAAAGCAGCACAGAUUACGAACUACUCGAUCGAGGAGGUUAUGGGCGAGAACCUGGUGGAAACGUUCAUCUCUCCAGAGUUCCGGCCCAUUGUCGCUGAAGUGUUGUCGCAGGCACUGAGGGGUGUUGAAACUGCAAACUUCGAGUUUCCGUUGAUAACGCGUCCAGGCACACGAAUUGAGAUCUUACUGAACGCGACGCCACGGUACGAUUCAAACGGCAACAUUGUGGGUGUUGUCGGGAUCGGUCAAGACAUUACUGAUCGCAUUGCUCAGGAGCACGAGUAUUUCCGACUGAUUGAUACUGCCAAUGCUCCGAUCUUUGGUAUCGACACAAACGGUUGCAUCAACGAGUGGAACCAGAAGAUUGAGGAGAUUACAGGCUACCACAAGUCAAGCGUGCUGGGGCUUUCGCUUGUUCACACAUUCAUUACACCAGAAAGUCGACAACAAGUUCGCCAGCUGCUUAACCAAGCACUGAUCGGCAUUGAUGUCGGUGAGAUGGAGCUCCCAAUGACAACGAAGCGUGGUGUCUUCUUGCUACUUCUUGUGAACGCGUCGAGUAAGAAAGACAUGCAUGGAAACAUCCGUGGUGUGAUCGGUGUUGGACAAGAUUACACCGCAAGAAAGCAUAUGGAGGCUGCUAAGGUGAAUUUCUUGGCCUCUUUCAGCCACGAGUUGCGAACGCCGCUGAACGGUGUAUUGGGAAUGCUGGAAUUGCUGAAAGAGCAGCCACUGGACAAGGCUCCAGAGCGAUACGUACACAUGGCGUACGUAUCCGGGUCGCUCCUGCUGAACCUGAUCAACGAUAUUCUGGACUUGUCGAAGAUUGAGGCCGGUCAUUUGGAAAUCUCUGCUGCACCUUUCCGAAUGCAUGAGCUACUUGACUAUUCGAUCGAGAUAUUCAAGUUCAAGGCUCGAGAGCGCGGACUUAAGCUUGAGCUAAAAUGCGACGACAGUGUUCCCAAAGUUGCAAUUGGCGACGUUGUGCGUCUGCGUCAAGUGCUGUUGAACUUGCUGUCGAACGCGAUCAAGUUUACGAAUGAAGGCUCGAUUACUGUCACGUGCAGUGUUGUGUAUACCCCCGAACUUCCAAAGGCAUUCAAGAAGCUGCUUUUCCAAGUUAUUGAUACAGGGAUCGGCAUGGACGCGGAGGAAAAGAUGCGGCUAUUCUCGCUGUUUACGAAGCUGGAGCGCACGCGGCAGAAUAAUCCUACAGGUUCUGGACUAGGCCUCGCAAUUUGCAAGCAGCUCGCAGAGCUUAUGGAUGGCCAAAUCGGUGUGGACAGCGAACUUGACGUAGGCAGCAACUUUUACUUCACGGUGGUGGUUCGAUUGCUGGACAGCACCGAUACUAAGGGGCUACUCUAUGCGGCAAACGACCUGCUAUCGGACGCUUCUAUUUCUGAGCCUUCCGAUAUGGCUAUUUUGAAUGCGGACUCAGGUGAUAGCUCAGCGAAUGUCGCUGCCGGAAGUGCAACGGGAGCAAACAACGCGAAGAUUGUGGUUCCUCGGCAGGCUAGGAUAUUGGUUGCGGAAGAUAACGAGUUCAACUGGGAAGUUGUAAAGUGUUUUCUGCAAGAUGCGGAUCACCUUUUGCAAUGGGAAGUGAACGGUCAAGAUGCGGUCAACGCUUACACGGAGGAUCACACGAAGUUUGACUUGGUCUUUAUGGACUGCGAGAUGCCUGUGAUGGAUGGAUACACGGCUACAAAAAUGAUCCGUCAAUUUGAACAAGAAAACGGUAUACCGCGUAUUCCCGUUCUAGGCCUAACGGCUUACGCCAUGAGUGGAGACCGGCAGAAAUGCUUGAGCUCAGGCAUGGACGAAUUCAUGGUGAAGCCCAUUUCGAAGAACAGUUUGCUCAAGGCGAUACGACAGUGGAUGCGGGUUCGCUACCUGGGUUCUAAGUCCUCUGGUUCAUCGGUCGCUGGAUCAGACGAUUACACUCGUGCAAGGUCCGAGGGCUUAAACGCUUACAUGAUUGCUGCAGCACCAGGUUUCGUGUCUCCACCAGCGUCAUCUAGAGGGGACGAGUUAGACCUUGCGCUGUCAUCAUACCCGGCUACUUCACUGACACCGUGUCCGUCAUGCGACAGCGAAGCUGACGAUGGAGAUCUCUUCAACGCGCCUCUGAUUCCAGAUACUAGACUCGCGCCUGCCUCGCGUCACAUGCAGCAGCUUGAUCUCGCGCGUGCGAUCUCGAAUUUGGAGCUGGAUGACCCCAUGGCUAUUGGACGUCAGAUAGGCCCUACUGUGCGCACUGCAGUUCCUACAACAUCGAUCUUUAGCUUGGGCUCAUCGGUGGGGAACAGCACGCGCUCUAGCAGUCUUUUGACUCUUCAGCGUGACAACGGUGGGGCCAUCGUUAGCAUUCCUGACUGGAAGCAGAUCAACAAGACAUCCGCGACCUUGCCGAACAUGAAGGACCAGCCGCUAGAUGGCACAGAGACUUCAGAUUACGUGUCCUCUCACAGCAAUCCAACACUCUGGAGCCACCCGCCUUUCAUGUGCAGCAAAAACGAGUCCGUGCCAUCGUCUUCGUCCUCUCAGCGACCUGGGUCACCAAGUAUUGUUCCAGACGACAAGGGCUCUCGGAGCAAAUUAGCGGCCGAAGAAGGCCGGAAUGGAAGUGACUUGCAGCGCUUUACUUUGGACAAGAGCGUGGGUGAGCAUUCGUCAGGCGAUCCCAUUGCCGCGAUGCUACAGUGCCUGAACACGAGCAGUCCAGCUUCUAGAUGUGACGCUAUAGGCGGCCCACCUAGCACCGACCACGCGACAGGCAUUGCCGCAGAAAGCGACGCCGCAAUGCGCUUAUCGACGGGUCCAGCCAAUAUUGACAUUCCCGAGGGUGACCCAGUCGACUAUUCGCUAGGUGUCGAGCAAUGCGGCGGUCACGAAGAGCUCUUUUUGGGUCUGCUGGAGAAGUUCACUGUGAGCUGCGAUGCUAUCAUGUCGCGCAUCGUAGCAGCCUACGAUCGAGACGAUAUUGCAACUACUCGACGAGAAUCUCAUUCGCUGAAAGGGUCUUCAGCGUACGUCGCUGCAAUGCGUGUUUCGAAGGCGGCGUUUCGCGUUCAAACUGCAUGUGAGCAGCUCCAGAAGUAUGAAACGGAAGUUGGCGCAAAUCAGCAGCUGACGGCAUCACCCGACGCGACGGCACGGCUGUCCCUGAAGCAGUCAUUGAGCGAUUCGAUCACCGUGCUCAAGAAAGAGCACAGACACUUGCGUGGAUACCUCCGCCGCAACUUCGAGUUUCGUGGCGACGGCACCGCUUCCUCCGUUGCAGCCUUGCCAGCCCAAGACUCAGCGCAAGACCGUGCGAAUGGACCUUGUGGAGUCAUGUAA
Molecule: messenger RNA, 6765 nt
Organism: Hyaloperonospora brassicae
Lineage: Eukaryota; Oomycota; Peronosporomycetes; Peronosporales; Peronosporaceae
Source: the annotation of a GenBank genome assembly